AUGGCAAACCGGCCCCAGUCGCUUGCGAUGAAUGUAUCAUUCGGAGGUCCAAGUGCUUCAGUACCAAGCAUUGCUGGAGCUCAAGCAAACAAGGAUCGUAAAAUGGCAUCAGCAGAGCACUUGGUGCUGGACCUAAGUAAUCCUGAUCUUCGAGAAAAUGCGCUUCUUGAACUUUCUAAGAACAAGGAGUUAUUUCAAGAUUUGGCUCCUUUUGUGUGGAAUUCUUUUGGUACUAUUGCUGCACUCAUACAGGAGAUAGUUUCAAUUUACCCAGUUCUAUCACCACCAAAUCUGACUGCAGUACAAUCCAAUCGAGUUUGCAAUGCUCUUGCUCUUCUUCAGUGUGUAGCUUCCCACCCAGAUACAAGGAUGUUGUUCCUCAAUGCUCAUAUACCUUUAUAUCUGUAUCCUUUUCUCAAUACAACGAGCAGGUCAAGACCGUUUGAGUACUUAAGGCUUACUAGUUUAGGAGUCAUUGGUGCCCUAGUGAAGGUUGAUGAUACAGAAGUUAUUAGUUUCCUUCUGUCAACAGAAAUAAUUCCACUGUGCCUUCGCACUAUGGAAAUGGGCAGUGAACUGUCAAAAACAGUUGCCACAUUUAUAGUUCAAAAGAUUUUGUUGGAUGAUAUGGGCUUGGACUAUAUUGUACUACAGCAGAGCGGUUUUUUGCAGGCUUGUGAUGCUUUAAGAAAUUGCCUUCCAGAUACGUUAAGAGAGGCUACCUUUAAUAAUUUCCUUUGUGAAGAUCCAACUACAAGGAGGUGGCUGCAACAACUGCUGCAAAACGUUGGAGUGAACCGGCUUCCUGCACUACAGGGUGGGGGAGGAUUUGAUCAUAUGAUGGUGAAUUAA
Messenger RNA from Prunus armeniaca (apricot), 852 nucleotides. NCBI's taxonomy places the organism in Eukaryota, Viridiplantae, Streptophyta, Magnoliopsida, Rosales, Rosaceae. The record is from the annotation of a GenBank genome assembly.